Molecule: messenger RNA, 851 nt
Organism: Saprolegnia parasitica CBS 223.65
Lineage: Eukaryota; Oomycota; Saprolegniomycetes; Saprolegniales; Saprolegniaceae
Exons: 2
Coding region: 26-766 (246 amino acids)
Source: RefSeq, a predicted model, not a curated record
CGCGGUCGCCAGUUUGACACGUGCGAUGGCCAAGGCCGAGGCCUCGAUUGCGCCUGCCGUGCCAGCGCGCCAGCGCAGCCUGCAAAAGUACCGCGCCAAGAAGAAAGAGUCGCAGACGCAGCUGCAAGACAAGGUCAUCCGACUCCGCGUGCACGUCGCGCAGCUCGAGGACCAGCUCACGAGCCAUACGCUGGCGCUGCCGCCGCCGAUGCCGACGUUCGCCGGCCUCGCCAACGUCGCGCGCGAGUUCUUUAGCGUCUUUGAGCACGGCUUUAGCGACCCCGGCCAGGCUGCAUACAAGGAUCAGCUGCAUUUCCUGUACUGCACAACGUCGCCUGACUUUAGCUUCAUGGGCGAGGCGGAUGGCAUGUCGAUGCUCUUUCGGCAGUGGGGCUUCUACACCAAGGUCUUUGCGUCCUUCACGCACGUGUGCGACGGCGCCGAGACCAUCGCGCUCACCGACGACGAGAUCGUGGUCCAGGCCCGGACAACGCUGCACCUCCGACUCUCCCGCGCCUCGAUUGCGACCAUUUACCCAAACUUGAUUGCGGUCAACGAGCCGCUCGUGCAGUCGCUCAUUGGCAAGAUGCUCCGCGUGCCCAUGCACGCGCUCUUCUACAUGUACAAGGACACGACCGCCGUCCACACGUUUACCGUCGACGCCGACAUCACCACGGCCGCGAUCACGCUGCUCGGCAACGUCUCGGACGCAGCGAUAGCGCUCGAGUCGUCGCGCUACGAAGCGACCGCCAGGCUCAACUUGUGAGCGGAAAACAGAGCAGUGGCGCGCGCCGAAGCACAGUGAAACUGCGUUUUUUUGCAAAUCCAUAAAGUCACGUUAUCAUCUUGGG